Messenger RNA from Vanessa atalanta (red admiral), 559 nucleotides. RefSeq lists its product as uncharacterized. Lineage: Eukaryota; Metazoa; Arthropoda; Insecta; Lepidoptera; Nymphalidae. Bases 110 to 505 code for a protein of 131 amino acids. The record is from RefSeq and is a predicted model, not a curated record. The transcript is spliced from 5 exons.
UAUUACAUCUGCUUUAAUACUGUUGCGGUAGCAAGGAUUCAUCAGGUGUGGGGUCUGCAGCAUGUGGCGGCGAUGACGCGGCGUGCAGCGCACGGCAUGCCCUGCUGACAUGGCACCCAGCCGCUCCGCCCUCCUUACGCUGGCAGCUCUCACAGCACUCGCCGGGUGUUGUGUGUGCGCGCCGCAAGGCAGCGUGCAGGGCGGCGCGCAGGUGCCGGCUGUGUCGCACUCCACCGCGCCGCCCGCCGGCGUCGGCGGCGUCCGCAGAUUCAGUCAGUAUUCCAGAGGGCGAGGCUAUCGCGACUGGCGCACCCGAGGCGAUCCCACGCUCAUCAAUUCACUCUGGCGCAGCCGGCAACCAUUAGGCAUUCGGAAGCAGCUCGGAAACGCAGAGGUGUACAUAGUACUAGCAUUGCUGAUAGGAGUGGUGACAGUAGUGGUAGGGUGUUGGCUAUCCGACAACUGCUGGUCGCCGGAGCCGGAAGACGUGCUGGCGGGCGGCUGACCCGUAGCGGCGGGCGCUUGCACGCACGUGUAGCGCCCGCCUUCCGCGGCGGAC